This is a messenger RNA of Fukomys damarensis (Damara mole-rat), 1843 nucleotides long. It is a transcript of the gene Ctse, whose product is annotated as cathepsin E. The transcript has 9 exons. The record is from RefSeq and is a predicted model, not a curated record. NCBI's taxonomy places the organism in Eukaryota, Metazoa, Chordata, Mammalia, Rodentia, Bathyergidae. Gene Ontology annotation, cellular component: endosome. Bases 94 to 1272 code for a protein of 392 amino acids. Gene Ontology annotation, biological process: proteolysis. Gene Ontology annotation, molecular function: aspartic-type endopeptidase activity.
GUGCCGGAAGAGUUGGUUCCCCUGCUCUGUGAGAGAGGAAGAAAGAGGAGGGAGACAGGCCUCGGCAGAGCGAGAGAGGCUGCUGUUCAGAUCAUGGUGAGGGCAUGCGUGCUGCUACUGCUGGUGCUCCUGGAGCCGGGACAGGCCCUGGGAGCCAUUCACAGGGUUCCCCUCAAAAGGCGUGAGUCCCUCCGUAAGAAGCUGCAGGCCCAAGGCCAGCUCACUGACUUCUGGAAAUCCCAGAACUUGGACUUGGACCAGUGCUCCACCAUCCAGAGUGACAAUGAGCCCCUCAUCAACUACCUGGAUAUGGAAUACUUUGGCACUAUCUCCAUCGGCUCCCCACCACAAAACUUCACCGUCAUCUUCGACACCGGCUCCUCCAAUCUCUGGGUCCCCUCUGUCUACUGUACCAGCCCAGCCUGCCAGACGCACCCCGUGUUCCACCCUUCCCUGUCCAACACAUACAGUGAGGUGGGGAAUCCUUUCUCCAUUCAGUACGGGACCGGAAGCCUGACGGGGAUCAUCGGAGCUGACCAAGUCUCUGUGGAAGGACUCACCGUGGCUGGCCAGCAGUUUGGAGAAAGUGUCAAAGAGCCGGGCCAGACCUUUGUACAUGCGGAGUUUGAUGGAAUUCUGGGCCUGGGCUACCCCUCCUUGGCUGCUGGCGGGGUGACCCCUGUGUUUGACAACAUGAUGGCCCAGAACCUGGUGGCCCUGCCUAUGUUUUCUGUCUACAUGAGCAGUAACCCCGGGAGCUCGGGCAGCGAGCUGACUUUCGGAGGCUAUGAUCCCGCCCACUUCUCGGGAAGCCUGAACUGGGUCCCGGUCACCAAGCAAGCCUACUGGCAGAUUGCCUUGGACGGAAUCCAAGUUGGGGACAGCCUGAUGUUCUGCUCUGAGGGCUGCCAGGCCAUCGUGGACACAGGGACGUCCCUCAUCACCGGCCCCCCCAAAAAGAUCAAGCAGCUGCAAGAGGCCCUUGGGGCCACAAAUGUGGAUGAAGAAUACGCUGUGGAGUGUGCCAACCUCAACACGAUGCUGGAUGUCACCUUCAUCAUCAACGGGGUUCCCUACACGCUCAGCCCGACUGCCUAUACCCUGAUGGACUUCGCUGACGGGAUGCAGGUCUGCAGCCCUGGAUUCCAAGGACUGGAAAUCCAGCCUCCAGCCGGGCCCCUCUGGAUCCUGGGGGAUGUCUUCAUACGACAGUUUUACGCCGUCUUUGACCGUGGGAAUAACCAAGUGGGGCUGGCCCCGGCAGUCCCCUGAGUAGGGUUUCGGGUGCACUCCCAGCCACCUGACCCUUCUUGGGCCUCUUGAAUUGGAAAUCCUUUACACUGGUUAAAAAGUCACUUUCCGUAGAAUGCAGAUAUUCCCAGAGUUGCAACUUCUAUUAGCACCAGACAGACCAGGAGAACACACACACACACACACACACACACACACACACACACACACUUCACAUACACACCACCUCCACCACCAUCAUAAUGGAAGAAUUAAGUUUUUUAUUGCAUUUGUUGAUUUUUCACUAUGAAAAUCUCCGAACACAGACACACAGGCAGAGGCUGUAGAACAAUAAAUUCCUUUGCAUCCCAGCCGGCUUUUUUGACCCCCACACGCAUGAGUAGCCCCCUUUUCCUACACCACUCUCCUCUUCCCUCUCCCACUGCACAUACCUGGAUUAUUUUGAGGCAAAUCCCAAGAAAUGCAUCUUUUUAUCCAUAAAUCUUUCUAACAUCCUUAGAUAAUCAGAACCCAAGCGUCUCCCCUUGUCUCACAAAUGGGUAGCGGUUUUUACAGCAGGCUAGUUGGAGUCGGGGAUUAAACACUAUCCAUA